Gigantopelta aegis is the source of this 2481-nucleotide messenger RNA. RefSeq names its product dynein light chain Tctex-type 5-like. Gene Ontology annotation, biological process: microtubule-based movement. Lineage: Eukaryota; Metazoa; Mollusca; Gastropoda; Neomphalida; Peltospiridae. Gene Ontology annotation, cellular component: cytoplasm; cytoplasmic dynein complex. The transcript has a single exon. The coding region runs from base 790 to 1380 and encodes 196 amino acids. The record is from RefSeq and is a predicted model, not a curated record. Gene Ontology annotation, molecular function: dynein intermediate chain binding.
CUCAAAUGUCUGACAUCCAAUAGCCUGUGAUUAAUAAAUCAAUGUGUUCCAGUUGUGUCGUUAAACAAAACAAAUUUUAACGUUCAUCCAUCCAUCACGCAUACAUUGUUCAUAUGAAUUAAAAUUCGGAUAAUGAAGACCUUAGUAACGUAUUACAGUUUUAUAAGUAGUUAUUAUUUUUCAUUCUUUAAAAUUAAUUUAUAAAUCAUUAAAUAUUUGAGUGGUAAUUUUCAACAAAAAUACCCUAACAAAAAACAUUUAAUAUAGGAAUUUAAAGCAUUAUAUAUAUUAAAAUGACCUACAUUGUCCUUUUGUCUCGCACUAUCCUACGACAGUCUUUGCAUAUAACCUAUAUCAACAAAUUUCGCCCGAAUAUUUGCACAAACACUUCAUAAUAUUGACUUAAUAGCGAAGUUGGGUCAAGUGAUACCCGUCGUUCAGUGUAAAAAAUGCCUUUUAACCGGACGGGCUGUAGUAAAAUUUCAAUGUAGCUUCUAUACGUUUUUAAAUAAAUUAAAUAUAAGGCGACCACGAAGCCAUUUACACAUUUUAUGGUACUUGGAAACCAACUUGGAGCGUAUGCUGCCUAAUAUAUUUCAAUCCUUCACUGGGAGCUUUGUAAUUUCGUCUAGUUUUAUGUUUGAUGUGACAUACUUGAUAAACCAAACAAACUACUAAACUUUGUAACUUUUUCAGUUUUUGAAAACAUUCGAGUUGGGAAGAAGUAUUCAGUUAUUUGACAAGCUACGCAGAGGAAGCUAUUUCUCGUGUACAGAGGUCACACCGAAAAUGAGCGUUCAGGGAAGAAAGAAUAAUGCGAUAACUGAACAAGGUGGUUUAAAUUCAGAACUGAAGAAGCAGAAAUCGUGGUCGGAUAAAAUGAGUGAAAAAAGUUACGAUACGAGAAGUUCUCUCAACAGAAGUGGCGCUACUAGUCGAUUCGGAAGACUUCGGAGCCGUUUGAAGACACUGGCUGCUCUCGGGUAUUCGAGAAAUUUCAGAAACAUUGAAGAAUCCGUUAGCCUUCAGCCCACAUAUAAGAUGGGUCCUGACUGCAAUCAGGUAUUUUCCGUAGAAAACGCCAAACACAUAAUUCACGGCGUCUUGGAAGCGUACCUUAAAGGCAAGGACUACGACGCCAAACGAUUCGCGAAUCUGAGCCGGACACUGGCGGAGCUUAUCAAAGAACGAGUGAAGAAUUCCGGCAUCUCCCGAUACAAGAUCGUGGCGUAUGUCACCAUCGUGGAAAAGAAUGAGCAGUGCUGCAACCAUGGCAGUCGCUGUUUGUGGAACGUCAGCACCGACAACUACGCGACGUCAGUUUACGAAACAAAACAGUUCACUGCCGUUGGAUUAGUUUUUGCUGUGUAUUUUGACUGAUAUUUCAGCAUAACGUACUUGUCACAUUCAAAAUGAAACAGUGUUGUCCCAUUGGAUCGUUUUUUCUUCUUUGUAUUUAGAAUGAUCUUUCAGUUAUAACAGAACAUAUAAUUGCCACAGUCAAAAAGAAACAAUGGUCUUCCGCUGGAUUGGUUUAUUGCUGUAUAUUUAUUGUUAAUAAUGUAACAUUACACAAUUGCAGUAUUCAAAACGAACCAGUUUUAUGCAAUUAGAUAUGAUUUUGCUGUAUAUUGUUACUAAUAUUGUACCGUAACAUAAUUGCCAGAUUCAAAAUGAAACUUUUAUGAUAUGGGAUAGGUUUUUACUGUAGGUUUAACAUACAUGUAAUUAUAAUAUACAUUUAGAGAAAUAGGUUCAGAGGCAGAUAUAAGGGUGGGGGGCAGGGGCUCGCCCCCCCCCCCCUAAAUUUUGUGAGUUAUAAUUUUAUUAUACAUGUAUAUUAAUUUUUAAAAUUUUUACGAUCCCUCUCCAAACCUUCCCCAAAGUUCCAUUGACAAUCCACCUCAUGUCAUUGCCCCCCCCCCCCCCCCCUGGAUUUUCUGGAUCCGCCACUGAGGUUUAUGCCCCUGGUUUGGUUUGUGUUGUAUAUUUGAACAUAACGUAAUUACCACAUUCAAAACGAAAUAGUGUCAUCUGUUGGAUUAGUUUCCACUGUGUAUUUUCGCCGAUACUUAACAUAACUCAUCUUAUCUAACGAACCACGUUUUGUUUUUGUCAUAUAUUUUGACAGUUCUAGCUUAAACAACUAGCACGUAUAUCCUGGUAUAUAGGUCAAACUAGGUACUACUAACAUUCUGUUGGAUUUACUAGUGACUCGGGUUUGUCUUUUUUUUCACAUAACAGUCUGUAAAAUGUUAAGUAACUUAUUUUGAUAAAAUUAAACUCUCGGAAUUAUACGUAUAAAUCACAGUUUGCUAUGGAAUCAACGUCUAUUUUGUUCCAUUACUUCUAAUGGCACAUCGGCCUCGGUGGCGCAGUGGUUAAGCCAUCGGACUACAGGCUAGUAGGUAAAGGAUUCGCAACCCGGUACCGGCUCCAACCCAGGUAGGUAGGUGCAAGGCCACUACACCCUCUUCUCUC